Apis mellifera (honey bee) is the source of this 830-nucleotide messenger RNA. It is a transcript of the gene Mesh1, whose product is annotated as guanosine-3',5'-bis(diphosphate) 3'-pyrophosphohydrolase MESH1. Bases 112 to 774 code for a protein of 220 amino acids. The transcript has 3 exons. NCBI's taxonomy places the organism in Eukaryota, Metazoa, Arthropoda, Insecta, Hymenoptera, Apidae. The record is from RefSeq and is a predicted model, not a curated record. Gene Ontology annotation, molecular function: guanosine-3',5'-bis(diphosphate) 3'-diphosphatase activity.
CAUUAAGCAUUUUAUAAGUUUUUGUAGUUUUUAAUGUCAAUAUCUAUUUAAAUUCUUUUAUUUUUAAUUAUAAAGUGGAAAAUCGUGAUAUAAUAUUACGAUAAUAAAAUUAUGGAGGAUGAUAUCCAUAUACCAACUGUCAAUCAUGAUCCAUUCACUGUGACUGGAUCUUGUGAAUUAUGUUCCAGAGAAUUAAAUACUGCAGAAUUAUUAUCAAUAGUAAUGAAAUGUGUCAAUUUUGCAGCAAUAAAACACAAGGACCAAAGAAGAAAAGAUGAGAAAGAAACACCAUAUAUAAAUCAUCUAAUUGGAGUAGCAAAUAUUUUGGUUCAAGAAGGUAAAAUUUAUGAUCCUGUUGUAAUUGUAGCAGCUCUUUUACAUGAUAUUGUAGAAGAUACUAAUACUACAUUUGAAGAGAUAGAAAAUGAAUUUGGCACUGAGGUUUGUAAUAUUAUUAAAGAACUAACUGAUGAUAAAAGUUUACAUAAAGCAGAACGCAAAAGAUUACAAAUACAGAAUGCUUGUAACAAAAGUCGUAAAGCUAAAUUGAUUAUCUUAGCAGAUAAAUUAUAUAAUUUAAGAGAUCUUCAAGAAAAUAUACCAGUUGGUUGGUCACAAGAUAGAGUAAAAGAAUAUUUUAAGUGGGCCAAAUCUGUAAUUGAUAAAUGUCGUAAAAUUAAUUUUAAUCUUGAAAGAGAAUUAGAUCUAAUAUUUGCAGAAAGGGUAUCUAAAGAUAGAGAAAUUUGUACAUGUAAAAAAUCAUCUAAACGAUAAUAUUAUUAUUUUAUUAAAAUAAAAUUCAAAAAUAAAAAUAUAUGUACUUAUAAUAU